Trichobilharzia regenti is the source of this 2559-nucleotide messenger RNA. Lineage: Eukaryota; Metazoa; Platyhelminthes; Trematoda; Strigeidida; Schistosomatidae. The record is from the annotation of a GenBank genome assembly.
AUGCCAUCUGUUGCUCAAGUUAACCCUAACCAUAUGAUGAAUUCUAGUCUUAAUAUUAAUCCUCGACCCGCUCCACAACUGCAGCAUAAUCGUCCUGGUGAUUGUCGAGAAUGGGAAGAUAAUGAGAAUAGGUUGUCUAAGAACUGGAAUGUCGGCUUAUCAGGCCCUCCCGACCGCAACAAUUUGUUGUGGAACGCGCCUAUAGGUGUGACAGAUACUGAAGACCAACUCGGUGGAGGUGCGUUGCACAGAAGACAGCCAGCUACUGUUUCCCAUCAGGAAGCCGUUUGGAAUAGUGCGAAUACUGUUCAUCCGUCCGGUGGUCGCCCGGUGCUCGGUGGAACUCGACCUAUACUCUCAGCACAUAAUCAACCAGAAGUUGAUACUUGGGACGGUGAUUCAAGUUUUAUGCGAUCUAAUAUGAAUCCAAACGGUGGUAUGGUUUCGUGGGAUACUUCACCCAAUAGUAUGAUUGGUGCUAAUUGGGGGAAUCCAGGAAACUCUGGUUUACUAAAUUCCAUGCAAACACAAUUGCCUUCUGCUUCAGAUGACAUCAGACGUCAGCAUAACUACAUGGGUUCAAUUUCAGUUACUCAGGGAUCUGAUCGACUACAAGUUCAUCCAUACAGCAAUACUUACCGUGCUGAUCUAGUUAAAUAUUUAAUGAGUCAAGGUUAUAAGAAAGAGGAUGCACAUGCUGCACUGAUUGCUUGUAAUAUGGAACCAGAAAAAGCCUUAUCUGAAUUACGUGAGCGUUACAGCACCAAUAGGACCAUGACACAACCUUCAGAUAUUAAUCGUAAUUACGGAGUUAAUGGUGCAUCAUCAUCAUCGUCAUCACACACAGGAACACGAAACGGACCAAUUCAUCAAUUGUCAAAUGAUACUUCAUCAUUAUCUCAGUUAUCACUUUCAAGCAAUAACCCUACACCCUCUGCACAAAAUCAUCGUUUAAAGCAGUCAGGACCAUGUGUCACUACACAAAGUAAUACAAACCAAUUGCUGUCGUCUAUGCAACCAGUUGCUAAUUCUCAAUUAAUGAGACAACAAAUCACUCAACAGGUUCGUUCGGCUUUAAAUCUUCCACUACCGAAUCCAUUGGGUGUACAAAUAAAUGGAAAUAGUUCAGUAGGUACUUGUGGUGGUUCACUUUUAGGUCAACCACCACCGCCUUCUUUAUCCAGUGUUAACUUGAAUACUCCAAUUCUACCGUCUACGAAUAACGCCGCACAUCCACUCACCGGUGUUGGUGGUGGUGGUUUACCGCCUACAACUACUCUAGGUCCUGCUAAGAAUAUUAAUAGUAAUAUAAAUAACAAUAUCAAUACUAAUACUACUAAUAAUAAUCGCACACCAAUUGGGUCAGCAGUAGCAGCUUUUAAUCAAAAUCCAGCGAAACGAUCACCUCGUCAAUUAUCUAUCAUUAACUCAAUAAUUGAUUUGCAAAAGAAACAUCAGAGCAUUCAGCAUCAAUUGACAGUAUAUCAUAAUAACCCGGCGCUUCGUUCUCAACCUCAGUAUGCUGAUGUGUUUGUUGAGCUACAAGGUCAGAUGCAGCAAAUCGAGACUCAACUUCAUGCAAAACGCGCACAGCUUAAUUUAGCUCGCACACAAGAACCAGGAGCACAAUCGGUGGUACGACCACCACUGUUACCACCAAAUGGUGCUGAUGUUGCCGAUAACUCUUUUCCUGCUAUUGGUACAUGGAUGUCUCCUUCACCAAAUUGUGCGGAGAAUUUCGAUAAAACCUUGACAGAUGGUCCAGGUUCAAAGUCAAAUCAUUUUUCGCGUACUGGAACAACCGGCAAAGCUUCUAAUAGUAAUAGUAGUAACAGUAACUGGUCACCUACAUGGUCAACAUCGGUGAACAAUACAUCAAAUUUAACUAAUCCCACUAUGCGCACCAAUCAUGCUCAAUGGCAGCAGCAGCAGCAGCAAGCUAACAACAGCAACAAUAAUAAUAAUAAUAACAACUGUCAAAUUCGUCCUAAUUUAGACAAUAACAUGAAUUUUCCGGUGGUAAAAAAUAAUUCUGUAGGUGGUGGUAGUGUUCACGGUGUUAAUGAAAUGCAAGGCCAAUGGUUAUUAGUACAACCAUUGAUUGGAUUGCCUGGAGCUAGUAGUAUACACAAUCUACAGAAUAUUUUAUCAACACAUUUCAAACUGACAAGUUUUCAUGUUCUAAAUCCAAAUACAAAUAGUGUUUUAAUUCGCCUUCAUACUAUGGAAGAGACAGUGCAAUUGAUUAAAACUUUCGGUGAUCGUUUAGCGCUUGAACCAUUAUCAGAUCUGGAUGCUCGUGUUCACUUACAACAAAUAUCUCUAAACACGUGUUCAGAUGGUUUCACCUCAUCAUCAUCAUCGUCUAAUCAGUAUAAUGCAUUAUCAGAUAUACACACCAAUUGGAAUAAUAGUAAUGCUACAACUAUUAAUAAUAACAAUAAUAACGGCCAGUUCUAUGCUUUAAAUUCCAUGAACAACGGCAACAACAACAAUAGCAAUAAGAAGCCUAAUCAUCAAAUCUCUCGUUUUGGAAUCACCGUAUGCGGAAAUAAGUAG